Messenger RNA from Rhopalosiphum padi (bird cherry-oat aphid), 1263 nucleotides. Its product is annotated as SCAN domain-containing protein 3-like. The transcript is spliced from 2 exons. Bases 1 to 1263 code for a protein of 420 amino acids. NCBI's taxonomy places the organism in Eukaryota, Metazoa, Arthropoda, Insecta, Hemiptera, Aphididae. The record is from RefSeq and is a predicted model, not a curated record.
AUGUUCAAAAAAUUAAAACUGAAUCCAGAAAAAAGCGGUAGUGGGAGAUUAUUCCACGAACAAUGGACAGUGGAUUUUGGUGUAAUUCAAAACAAUAAUAAGGUACUAUGUUGCUUGUGUAACGAAACAGUUGUAAGCUGUAGUUUUAAUGUUAAAAGACAUUUCGAGACAGUUCAUAAUCAUAUAUUUUCUCUAUCGGCUGAAGAAAAAUUAGAAUUGAUUUCUCAAAAAGUAAAAUUUUUUAGAAGUCAAUCAAACAAAUUUAAAGUGGCGUUCAAACAAAAUAAUAAUUUAUCAGCCGCUAGUUUUUCUGUGUCGCAUUGCAUUGCGCAGCAUGGUAAGCCACUUUCUGACGGAAAAUACUUAAAAGAAGUUUUUGUUAAGGCGUCUAACAUUUUGUUUCAUGAUUUUACUAAUAAAAAUGAAAUAAUAAAACGUAUUAACGAUUUGCCUGUUAGUAGAAAUACUGUAAAAGAUCGUAUUAUUUAUAUGAGUAAUGAUAUAACAGUUCAGCUUCAAACAGAUUUGACUUCAGAAAAUUAUUUUUCAAUCUGUCUUGACGAAAGUACAGAUGUAACUUCACAGGCGCGACUAGCAGUCUUUGUUAGGUUCAAUAGUGUUAAUAUUAUGAGGGAAGAAUUAAUAAAAUUAAUGACGAUUUCUACUAAAACAACUGGUCAAGAUAUUAUGAAUGUAGUACUUAAAGAAUUCACCGAUUUAAAAAUAAAUAUAAAUAAUAUUGUUUCAAUAACUACGGAUGGUGCCCCUAAUAUGGUUGGCAAACACAAUAGAUUUGUUCAACUUUUUUCGAAAGAAAUUUCUCAUCCGUUAAUCAGUUUUCAUUGUUUAAUACAUCAAGAAGCGUUGUGUGCUAAAGACAGCUUGAAAUCGCUUCAAAAUGUAAUGGAAGUAGUUACAAAAGUUGUCAAUUUCAUUACAUCUCGUGCUUUAAAUAACCGACAAUUUACUAAAUUAUUAGAUGAAGUUGAAUCACAAUACACUGGCCUUUUAAUGUAUAACAGUGUUCGUGACGAAUCAUGGUGCUAUAGAUAUGAUCCUGAAACAAAGCAACAAUCGAGCCAAUGGGACAUGAAAGAAAAGCGUUUCGCGGACAUUGAUGAAGUUAAAAAAAAACGACGGAGGCGUUGGCAGGCAUCACAAAAGAUGAGUUUAAAAAGUGCUUCGAAAAUUGGAACAAAAGAUUGGACAAGUGCAUUAACUCCAACGGAGAGUACUUUAAAGGCAACUAAAUGUUUUUUGUAA